Molecule: messenger RNA, 4209 nt
Organism: Aspergillus ruber CBS 135680
Lineage: Eukaryota; Fungi; Ascomycota; Eurotiomycetes; Eurotiales; Aspergillaceae
Exons: 2
Coding region: 289-3951 (1220 amino acids)
Biological process (GO): DNA integration
Molecular function (GO): nucleic acid binding
Source: RefSeq, a predicted model, not a curated record
AACUAUUCUGAAUGGAAGAAAGAUCUCCUCAUUGACGCGGAUUAUAUCAAUGCCCGUGAUGUUUUGCUUCGUCCAAAGGAAGUGCCUAAAGAGACCCCUUCACAGUCAGCAGUGUAUAACACAUCUGUACGACUACUACAUACCCGCAUAUUGGACCGCCUGACGCGUGAUAUUCUUCACCAAGUCCAAACAGACCAUACCCAACACCCACAUGACAUCCUAUCCCGUUUGGACACCCUAUAUGGCGUCUCACCUGCGGAAGAACGUUUACUCCUCGUUAAAACGCUCAUGAAUUUGAGACCCCAAGGCGAUACUAUCUCGAUGAUUCGACAGUGGCAGCGAGUAGUCACAGAAAUAGAACGGAAAGGAUAUACUACCUCUGAGAUAUGCCACGACAUUGGCAUUGUUUUGUUGGGUGAUUUUCAAAGGUCUUUCAUCCGUACACAGUUAGAUAGUCUCUUUGCAGUGUCGAAAAGAAGUGUCUAUCAUGAACUGGAUAUGGAUGAGGUGAUUGAUCAGAUGGAAAGCCGUACUCCACCGUCACCCAAUACCUAUCAACCGAUUUCCAAACCUCAGAAUAAUGCACCCAACUCUCCCAAAAUACCAGGAACCCCAUCAACAUCACGACGGUCGACUUACUGCUCUCAUUGCAGAAAAGGACCGCAUACACCAGACCAAUGCUGGUCUCUUCAUCCAGAACUUCGCCCCCCGAAGUCCAAUGAGUCUAAUUCAAUGACCAGUUCCAACUCCACACAAGCAAAUGGAGUAGUUAAUCUAGUACAAUCAACAACACAGUCAGACAGUUGGGUACUAGAUACUGGCGCCACAUGGACCAUGCAUGAUGACAAGUCAGCUUUCAUCAACUAUAUCCCAGCAACCGCACAAUCCACAGUCAGAUUGCCGGACAAUAGCAUCCACAAAGUGGAAGGAGUCGGAACUAUUCACCAACCUAUAGGCAGACAAAUGGUAGAGCUGAAAGACGUCCGAUAUAUACCCGCUUUACAUGCUCGCCUAUUAUCAUUCAGUCAACUUGAAGAACAGGGAUUCCACAUCCAGCUCACCCGUGACAAACCCUAUAAAUUCCGGGUGAUAACACCAGAUUUAUCAACUUCCUUCCUCAUAUCUCGGACAGCCAAGAAUGGCAUGUUUGACUAUCUAGAAGAAGAAGGAGUGAUAAACGCAGUCACUGAUAACUCAGACUCAGAUGACAACAAAUCCCAAAAUUCAACCCCAAAUAGACCUCCACCAGCACCAAUUGAAUACUGGCACCACCGCUUAUCCCAUAUGAAUCAACAUGAUUUGCAAUACCUCCAUCGGAUUGGAAGAAUCAAUAUCCAGGGGAAGAAGUUGCUACCCACAUGCGACUUUUGCCGACGAGCAAAAACCACCCGAAAAAUUGGGAAUGGGCCCACCCCAAGGGCAACUAUGCCUGGCAGACGUUUGCACGUUGAUAUUUUUGGCGGCGGCCAGACACUAGGCAAAGAAUCAGAUGAUGAUGUACCUCCAGCAAAUGGCAAAUACAAAUAUGUCAUGAUACUCACCGACGACGCCACCCGUAUGCGAUGGGUUAUCCCACUCCAAAACCGUGAAAAGCCAAAUCACACCAUCAAGCAGCAUAUUGAAUGGCUCAAGAAAAUUGGCUAUGAAACUGCCUAUCUGCGCGGUGAUGGCGAGUUUUUCAGGAACUAUCAAGAUUGGCCUUGCAUUGUAACUGAGCCAUCUACUCCCUAUUCACCCUGGCAAAAUGGCGUUAGCGAACGCGGAAUCCGGAUCAUUUUGGAAAGGACCAGAGCAGUCCUAUAUGCCUCUGGUUUACCACGCCGAUUUUGGCUAGAAGCCUUGAUGGACACCGUUCAAAAAGCCAAUUAUCUCCCGACAUCAACCCCUUUAUUCAACGACCCGACACCAAACGGCAAUAUCUUGAAUGAAGACAUCAAGAAAUCACCCUUUUAUAUCCCUGCAGAAGCGUGGGAGAACCGUCCAAUGGAUAUCUCCUAUUUACGUCCUUUCGGAGCGAGAAUCUGGUAUCACCGACAUGGUACUGAGAAACCGACCGACAAAAUGGACACCCGCGGGGCGUAUGGCCUACUUCUGGGCCAUAUAGCCAGCAAUAUCGCGAUGGUAUGGAAUCUAGAGAAAGAUAGUAUCAUCAAUGUGCCUGAUGGAUACGUGGAUGAGGGGCAAAUCUCGCUUACUGAUCCAACAUUCACUCCCCAACCGACUUCACUCGCUUCCUCAACCAAUAGUAAGAUGACCACCCAACCCUAUUUUGACGACGCCCCAGACGACGUCAUAUCUCGUCCAGCAAAAGGUUUCGCUGCAUAUAUAGUUGGAGCAACUUCGCGUGACAUACCAAAGACUUUGAGGCGCGCUAUGGACCGAGAUGACAAAGAUAGAUGGCAACGCGCGAUGGAAAAGGAAUUUUCGAAACUGCAGAGCAAAGAGAUAUUCGAAUUAGUCCGGAUCAGCGAUGUGCCCAAAAACAAGCGUAUAUUCCCUGGCAAAUGGGUGUAUGACAGCAAAGAGGACUAUCCAUCCACUGAUGAACGCUCGUACAAAGCUCGAUGGGUUAUCCUUGGAAAUCUUGUUGAGAAAGAUGAUAUGCAGUAUGACUACUGCAAAUAUGCCCCAGUGGUCUCCGCAGCCACUACCCGAUUGCUAUUCGCAUUGAUUGCUGCCAAUGGAUGGCACAUGCGAAAGCUCGACGUCGCAGUCGCCUUCCUGAAUGGCGAUUUGAUUGAUGAAAUCUAUAUGCGUCAACCGACUGGUUUUGAAAAAGGCGAAGGUCUAGCCUGGCGGCUGAAGAAAUCAAUAUAUGGACUCACUCCAGCAGCCCGCAUAUGGUAUGACACACUUACCGCUGCUCUCCAUAGACUAGGCUUUCGGACAUGCUCAUAUGACCCUGGUCUAUUCAUCCAUCAACAACGAAAGCACCUUUAUAUCACUACCCAUGUUGACGAUUUCCAGCUCGUAGCUGAGCGAGCUGAUGAUAUUGAAUGGACAAAGAAUGCCCUAGCCAAAGAAUGGGAGAUAAAAGACGUCAGCGACAUGACGUACUAUCUUGGCAUGGAAGUUGAAUUCAAGAAUGGAUGUAUUCACCUUAAUCAACGCGAAUAUAUCAAGGAUCUUGUCCAGUCAUUCGGACUAGAGAACUCCCACCCCCAAACCACACCUCUACCGAGUGGUCUAGUGAUAGAUGACCUGCCCGAUGACUCUGUGAUUAUUCACGAGUACCAGCGAGGAACUGGAAAACUGCAAUGGCUAGCAGUAAAGACUCGCCCUGAUAUAGCUGAGGCAGCAGGAAUGUUAGCCCGCUACAACACCAAACCCACAAAGAAAUGCUGGAAUGCGCUCACGCAUGUCAUACGUUACCUGAAAGGAACAAUUGACGAAGGAAUCGUCUACUAUCCUCGUACACAGACGAUUAUAUCCCACCUACCAAAAGGUUUCGCAGAUUCUAAUUGGGGAGGACCUAAUGCAGGAAGAAAAUCAGUAGGAGGCUUCAUCUUUCUAUAUGGCGGCUCACCUAUCUCAUGGAAAUCAAAAAUUCAAAGCUGCGUCGCCACAAGCAGCAAUGAAGCUGAAUAUAUGGAAGGAUCCGAAGCAUCAAAAGAGGCUGUAUGGCUUCGUCGUGUAUGCAUCGAGAUGGGCGUUGCCAAACCCGAUUCCCCGCCCAUUGAGCUCUAUAUGGAUAAUGAAGGAGCAAUCGCCCUAUCCUCAACGGAGGGGACCAAGAGGUCCAAACACAUCGACGUUCGAUUUCAUCACGUUCGGGACCUACAGGCCCUUGGCCUAGUCAGCAUAGAGAGCAUACGCUCAAAAGAGAAUCCAGCAGACGGACUUACCAAGAUCCUAAGCACUCUAGACCAUCGACACUUCCUUCAUCUCAUUAAUAUGGACCGACAUCAUCACAACCGCUGCCAAAGCGACCAGAUUUCAAACAGAGAAUAGAGGCGAACUCUCGCACUAUUCUAUUUGUUCUAUACUGUCUUUUUGCUGUUGAACCCCAGUUUGCCUGUACAUCUGCUUUGUUUUGUAUGCGUUUUCUAUGUAUUUAGAGCUCUUCUACUUCCGGGCUCCAGCUCGUGCGAGGGGGGGUGUUAGUACCCAUCGGGUCACGUGCUUGACCGCCCUCGCUUUCUGCCCGGUAGACAUAUAGCUAGCCUUAGCCGAUAGGCACCCAAUUCAUCCAACUAACAACACACACCA